AUGCUUGAUGGCAUUGCACCUAUAGAUUGGAUAGAAAAAUUCAAAGCUAAGAUUAACACCAAUAUGCCAGCUCAUGCUGAGAGUUUACUCACUUUAGCUCUAUCUAUUCAAAAAUCUGAUUUUA
Racocetra persica is the source of this 124-nucleotide messenger RNA. The record is from the annotation of a GenBank genome assembly. Lineage: Eukaryota; Fungi; Glomeromycota; Glomeromycetes; Diversisporales; Gigasporaceae.